Messenger RNA from Vigna unguiculata (cowpea), 630 nucleotides. RefSeq lists its product as hypothetical. Lineage: Eukaryota; Viridiplantae; Streptophyta; Magnoliopsida; Fabales; Fabaceae. The record is from RefSeq and is a predicted model, not a curated record.
AUGCUGGGAGGAACCUUCACUGACAUUGCAAUGUGGGUCUUCUACCCAUUCAAUGGCUCUUCAAGAGCAAAAGUUAAGUUUAUUUCUUUUCUAUUGGGGAAAAUCGGUGAACAUGUUGGGGACUGGGAGCAUGUGACACUAAGGUUAAGCAACUUUAGUGGUGAACUAUGGCAGGUCUAUUUCUCACAACACAGCAAAGGUACAUGGGUUGAUUCCUCUCAGAUUGAGUUCCAGAGUGGUGGCAACAAACCACUAUUCUACUCUUCCUUACAUGGCCAUUCAACAUACCCACAUGCUGGCCUUAAUCUGCAAGGGGAAGAUAACAUAGGCAUAAGGGAUGAUACUGUUAAAGGUAACAUUUUUAUGGAUAUGGGGACAUUUGAAUUAGUUUCUGCUAAAUAUUUGGGUUCUGCGGUUAUAGAGCCUCCAUGGCUGAAUUAUUUCGGAGACUGGGGUCCUAAAAUUGAUUAUAACAAAAAUGCUGAGCUGAAGAAGAUUCAGAAGUUCGUUCCUAAGAAUAAAAAUUGUGCUUUGGAGAAGAUUUUGAGGAGUUUGCCAUGUGAGGUGCUGGGAGAGGAAAGCCCCACUGGACCAAAGGUCAAGAAUGAUUGGUGUGGAGAUGAAAUUUGA